This is a messenger RNA of Vespa velutina, 10162 nucleotides long. RefSeq names its product neuroligin-1-like. The record is from RefSeq and is a predicted model, not a curated record. The coding region runs from base 4883 to 8203 and encodes 1106 amino acids. Gene Ontology annotation, molecular function: signaling receptor activity; antiporter activity; neurexin family protein binding. Gene Ontology annotation, cellular component: cell surface; postsynaptic membrane; synapse. Gene Ontology annotation, biological process: postsynaptic membrane assembly; neuron cell-cell adhesion; chemical synaptic transmission. The transcript is spliced from 12 exons. NCBI's taxonomy places the organism in Eukaryota, Metazoa, Arthropoda, Insecta, Hymenoptera, Vespidae.
CGUCCCCUUUCAAGUUAAAAAGGUUAACGUUCAAACGCGUUUUAAAAAGGCUUACUGAAAGAAAAAUCUUUACAAAGACGGUGUACCAUUUUGACGUUUGUCUAAUCUAAUUUUACGGAUUAUCGGAAAUAAGGAGAGGGGGAAAGAGGGAGGGAGAUUCGCUUAACUAAUAAAACGUUUAAUUCAACGGAGAGCCAAACGAUUUGUUUGACACGAACGACCGAUUGAAGCUUUGGAAUUGUCCUUCUCCCCCCCCCCCUCCUCCUCCUCCUCCUCCUCCUCCGUCGACGUCGUCAUUGUUUGUGGACGAGUUUACAGGCUUCUCUACAACAGGUGGCCUGGAAAUAGAAUCGUUUUCAAUUUUCUAUAACUAACAUUGAUCGUCGUGCGAGCAUCGAAAACGAGGAUCGAAAAUAUCCGAAAGCAAUUUCGAAAAAUCAAAAGUUUUCGUAAUUGCUACGAUAUCGGACGGCAAAUGGUCAACGAUCGAUAGUUUUCGAGUGGGUCCAUCCAUUCAAAAAAUAUUGAAUUUCGAUAGAAAGAGUAGGAAAGUGUUCAUCGAUCGUUGACCGGCUUAUUUCACACGUUAAACCACAUUGGCUAGUGACAGACGUUGCUCUUCUUUUCCUUUUUAUUUGGUCAGCCUCGACUACUUAAUCGAAUUCAUUAAGGGCCACUGUAAAAAGUCGUUUUUAUGGUCAAGCGUCCAUAAAAUGGAACGCGUUUCGCGUUAAUCUCGGCUCUUACUCGUGACCGGCCGAUGCGGAGAAAUCCGAGCUGAAAAUUUUCUUCCUCGGCGGAUACAAUGACCUCGGCUGUUCAUCUAUUUUUAUCGCUCUUUUUUCUUCAUUUCUGUUCUUUUCUUUUUUCUUCUUUCUCCUUUUUUAUUCUUUUAGAAGGACGUCGAUGAAAAAACCGUUUCUUCGGUAGUCAUUGUCCUUUUGACAAGGAAGAGCCUAAAGGUACGUACAUACAUACUCGUAUAUAGUAAAUUCCUCUUUUAUUAUAGGACUGAUAGAAAAAGAUAAAGGAAAGGCUGAAGAGAACUAAGACAUAUUUUGCGUGCCCUUCCAACAUUCUCCUCCUUCCCCCCUCCCCCACUCUCUUUCUCUCUCUCUCUCUCUCUCUCUCUCUCUCUCUCUCUCUGGCCUUCGUCGAAUCGUCGAAGCUGAAAAUCUAAUAUCGGAUCUAAUCGUCGUGGAGUUAGUCGUAAAGAGGGCUCGCGCAGGCAUUCUCGCGUCCUUUAUAUCGAAUUAUCGAGCGCCUUAGUUUCUGCGCUAAGGAAGAUGGCUGUUUCUAGGACUCUUUCUCGACCCGAGGAAAAUCGCAUUCCUGUCUGUCGCAUCCGUGACAUUAACCAUAUCAGCAUGAUUCUCAUCUAGUCUUAAGGAUAUUCGUCGUCUUUUGUCCGUAGCUAAAUGUGACUUUAAGAGAUAGAUAGAUAUGGGCAAAAGACGUACUACGAGCGCACUAUUAUAAGACUAUCCCUAUCAUUUUAUAAGUUCGCGUAGAUUAUUUACAAUUUUAUGAUUCCAUCGAAUCGAUCAACGAAGAGUAUGAUCAGGUACGUAAGCAUUUUAAAUGUCCAGUUAAAAGUAGCAAGAAAAGAUUUUGUUAACGCAUUGAAAUAUGCCACCAGAAGUUUAGCUCGGUAGUAGUUGCGUUGAUAUAAUCCAGAUAUAGACUUCGACGGACCGUAAGUAAUACUAAAUAAAAUUAAUGGAUCAGAAAAUUUGAGAAUCGUCUUGGAACGGAAGCAAAACACAUGUUUCGUGUCGUUACGCGUCAAGCGUUUUAUACGAAAAUCAAUAAAUGGCUGUAAAAAGCUUUAUUUCGAUGCAUAAAUUAUUUAAAAAAAAAAAAAAUAUAAUGUUUCACAGGCACGAUUUAAUUUUAUUAUUUUUAUCAAAGAAAAUGGCUAUACAUCCUUUAAAAAGUUAUCUUGUUCCUGAAAAUCGGUCAAGAAUUACGCGUGUACUCGUUGUUGGCGUAAACUAUUAUACAAAUCGGUGGAAGGGGCGAUGAACGAUCUUAAGCUUCCUCGUCUUCCUCGUUUCGCAUGUUACAGUGUUCUUUUCUUCUAAUCGCGCGUUCCUCGUAGGCAACCGGAUUAUAUCGUUUCUCACGGAAUUCACUUUUCCAGUCUCGUUAUUUCCUUCUUCCUAAUCUUCUUUCUCGUCCAUUUAGUCUCGCUCCUUGGACUUUUUUUUCUUCGAUCUUCUGCUUUAGCCUCUUCAUGGGACGAAACGGAAUUAAAUUCCGCGGUUCCCUUUCAUUAAUUAAUGGAUAUCGAGCGUAGGCCAAACUCCUCCUUUUUCUCGUGCUGCGUUGAGCGAUGCUGGACGACGAUGACGACGACGACGACGACGACGACGACGACGACGACGACGACGACGACGACGAGAACAAAGGAUUUCUUCUCUCUCUUUUUCUUAAGUCAAAAAGGAUUCGAUUAAACGUUUAUCGCGUCCGAGCGCCGACCAAUCGAAUCCGCGAAGGAUCGCUAACGAGCCGCACAAAAGCUCUGAGAUUUUUCAUUUACGUUAAAGGACCGUGCGCGCGCGUGGAAAGCUCGUUCGAAAAACUUUUCCUUUCUCUCGUUAAAGGAAGAUAUACUUUCGACCCUUUUUCCAUUAAAGAAAAGCGAUGCUCGAGAAUGGAGAAAACGCACGUUCACCUUUCUCGGUUUAGCGGUUUUCCACGUCGAAAGAAGAAAAAAGAAAAAAGGUAGAAGAAAAGAAAAUUUCAAGAAUCUUAUUAGGACAACGCCGACGCAAGCAAUCAAUGGAAAGCCGAGAAGACGAGACUGACAAUGAGCGAGCGAGUCCCGUCUUAACGCGCGAUAGAAUUUCAUUAAUGUUAACGCGGAGAGAUAGAAGAAGAGGAAGAAGAAGGCAUUAUACGUGCCCCGAGAUAGAGGAAAACUCGUAAGAAGAUUUGUCCGAGACGAUAUCAAAGUCCUUCGGAUACGAGAGACUGCGCCGAGAAAGAGACGUCGUCCUUGAAAAUCAAAUGGGAUGGGAAGAGAGUCGCGAGAAAAGUAGCUGACGUCUUCUCUAAUAGAUUUCGUUGAUUAAUCCAAUCGUCGCGAUCUGUUAUACCUGUUCUGCGAGGAAACGAGAGAAGGUACCUAGAAGCGUUGAAAAGGAAUCUACCUAAAUAUAUCAAGAGAAAUGCAUAUAAGUAGUGGAAUAUCUUUUAAAUGAUUCAAGAUAGGAGAGAGUAGCUAUUAAAAAACCGACUGGAUCUUUCUCUUGACUGGCGCCAUACCUCCCUUGUUACUUCUAAUUAAGAAUGAAAUAUCGAAGAGUUUGGACGCGGAUGUUUAUAUUUCAAAGAUACGUGCGCGAUGUGUGUCGCUUCUUCGAUAGGUCGUAUGAAUAGACGCGCGGUAGCCAUAGGUAGGUAUACCAAGAUUGAAAGGACAGGAAAAUAGGAAAUAGAUAGGGAAGCAGACUGCCUUUCUCGCGAAAGAUGCGAAAGAACGUACGAAGAAGAGCUUUCAUGCUAUUCUUCCCCUAUCUGGGUUCUUAUUUCGAACGCCGCCGCGGUCGUCUCGACUUUCUUUUCUCUCUGCUUAAGAGAUUCUUAAUAAUGAAUAUCUCUUUGAAUGGAGCCGGGCUGCGAUGUUUUUAGAAAAGAGCGCGCCGUAUCCGAGUGAUCCCUCCUCCCUCUUUGCUCCUACUUUCUUCUUCUACUUCUUCUUCGUCGAGAGAAACGUGUGCGAGAGCGGUUCCAACCAUAAUGUCAACAAACCGCGAUGGGGAAAAGCUUUCGCGCGAAUACCAACCACAUACAUAAUUGACCACUUUUAUUUCCCUCUCUUUCUUUUCCGUGCGAAUCUUCUCUCUUCCCCUCUCUGUCUCUCCUCUCUCUGCGAACCCUGCGCCGUAGAAAAGCAACGGAAGAGAAGCAUCGGCAGGACUCUUUGAGAUCCAGCCAUAUUCUUCUCUCUAUAAUCGAGCACUCGUUUUUCAUUUUCUUAGACCCUUCUCGGACCCUUUCACGUAUGAAAGCUGCUCUAUUGUAACUACCGAUGUUUGCGCAAACCCCAAAGACUACGAGCUCGUUUCACUUAACCAUUUUCUAGCUGGUGCUGGAACGGUCUUCUUCAGUGCUCGUCUUCUUCUCGACCAAGAACGAAGAGAUAUUUCGCACUCCUCGAAAACUCUCUAGAAGAAGUUUGAUUCGAUUUCGAAUUCGCUAGCUGCUUUGUUUCAAUAUUCGAUAUAUCGAUCCGAGUCCGAGUUUCGCGGGGUCAACGACGAUGACGGGGAAUGCUACCGAGGAUGAGGAAGAGGAAGAGGAAGAGGAAGAGGAACGGGAAGAGGAACGGGAAGAGGAAGAGGAAGAGGAAGUCUAAGCGGAAAGGCAGCGGUUAUAGCAACAGACGAUCCUGAUGCGCGGCGGUCUCUUCGAUAGAAGAAGAUAAAAGGAAUUCGUAGCUCUCUCGAUGAUCCUCCCAUUUGGAGGGAUUGUUCGUGGAGGGACGGAGGAAAAGAAAAUUAAACGGGGAAGUUUCAAGAAGUAGGAGGAAGAGGAAGCGGAGGAGAAGGAGGAGGAGGACGACUUCCGAGCUCCGCGACCGCUCGCGGAGGAUCGUCGUCGUCCUAGACGUACGACACAGGUACGCCCUUGAGAAUGGAAGUGAGGAUUCGCGCGGAUAGGAUCAGCGUGGUAGCAGAACCGAGCGGCGGAUAUCGAGAAUACGAGGAGAGUGCCCGAGUUGUGGAAGAGAGGAAAAAGCUGGAGGAGACGGAGGAGGAGGGGGAGGAGGAGGAGGAGGUCAGCGAGGUACGAGGAGGAGAAGGAGGAAGAGGGUGGGAAGGGCCCCACAGAUGCGGGGCCCGGCGCGGCGGCGAGUCCGCGGCGGCGUGACGCGAUGCGGACGUCCUCCUCCUCGUUUCCGAGGAAGAGGAAGACGAGAGAGGAGCCCGAGUCGGGGACUGGAAGAGAGUCGUUGUUUCGCGAAUCGUUCCGCGAAACGCUCGAGUCGCGAAUCCCAAAGGAUCUCCUCGAGUUCGAGGAUAAGGAAAAUAUUCUUCGGCAAAGUUACCGAAGGAAAAACGCAGGUACUAGUCGCGGAUUGCCGACGGCCUUGCUAUUCGCGGUCGUCGGUACUUUGCUCCUUGCCGGUCAAUGUCGAGAAAGUCUCGCGGACGCUUUGGCGGCCAAUCAAAAGUACAGUACUCGUACGGUCACGACGAGAUACGGGACCCUUCGAGGAGUCGUCGCGAGAUCGUCGCCGAACGUCGAGACCUAUUACGGCGUGCCUUACGCGACACCGCCGCUCGGAGCUCUACGAUACAUGCCACCCGUCACUCCGACGCCCUGGCGUGGCACCAAGUUCGCCGACACCCUACCACCGGCUUGCCCUCAGAAUCCCCCGGAACCGGACGAGAGCCUACCGAAAACCAGGCGUGCCUAUCUUCAGAGGAUAGCGCCUCUCUUGGCCAAUCGGAGCGAAGACUGUCUCUAUCUCAACCUUUAUGUUCCCAAACCCUUGCACGGUAGUACUACGGAUUUGCUGCCAGCGCUUCUCCUCAUUCACGGUGAUUCCUAUUCGUGGGGUGCCGGAAAUUCGUUCGAUGGAACCUCUCUGGCCGCUCACGGACGUCUAAUCGUCGUUUCCAUCAAUUUUCGCAUCGGCGUGCUCGGAUUCCUAAAGACCGGAUCGAAAGGAAACGCUCAAGGAAAUUACGGACUGAUGGAUUUGGUGGCGGGACUUCAUUGGUUACGCGAGAACAUCGAAGCUUUCGGUGGCGAUUCGAGAAGAUUGGCACUACUUGGUCACGGUACCGGAGCAGCACUGGCCAAUUUUUUAGCCGUCUCACCGAUGGCCAAAGAGUUGGUCGAGAGAGUGAUACUGCUCGGUGGUUCGGCCCUUUCACCGUGGGCGAUUCAACGCGAUCCGCUUACGGUGAAACAUCUAGUCGCCGAACAAACCGGCUGUCCCGCCGACGACGAAGUCGACGACAUCGCACCGUGCCUUCGUUUGCGAAGCCUCAAUGAUCUUCUCAACGUCAAGUUCGAUCCGCCAAGAUUUACUUCCGGUUUCGCGCCUUUCGUCGACGGAGCCGUCCUGCCGCAACCGAUAAACCAGAACUUUCAGCCCACUGCCUCUUCCGCGGGAUUGAUGCCCCUUGUGCCAGGACCCGGCGCGGAAUUUGCCAAUUUCGGUAAUCGGGAUCUCUUACUCGGUUUAACGUCCGACGAAGCUUGGGUUAAUCUUACCGACGAGGAUCUACAGAACGGGCUAAACGAGACCAGGAGGGAUCGCAUCCUUCGCACCUACGUGCGAAAUACUUAUCGUUAUCACCUGCACGAGAUAUACUCGACCCUACGCAACGAGUACACAGAUUGGGAGAGAGGAGAGCAAAACGCCUCGGCUAUUUGCGAGGGUCUUUUGUCGCUUCUCGGAGAUGGUCAAGUUGCAGCGCCUCUCCUCAGAUUGGCCCUUCUUCAUUCUACUUCCGGUGGACGCGGAUACUUUUUACACUUUCAACCGGGCGAUCGACCUAGUCAAAAAGGCGAGGAACUUCCCUAUCUCAUGGGUAUACCACUCCUUCGAGGAGAUUUCAGCUUGUAUUCCUUGGCCAACUAUACUCUCGCCGACGAGAACCUGUCCAGACUACUCGUACACUACUUGGCCAACUUUGUAAGACGCGGGUCGUGGUUGUACCUAUUUUGCGCCCGUUGUCAUGGACGCGACGAUACACCAUCGUGGGAGCCACCUGGAUGGAAAAGAGCCUGUCCUCAGCCAUUCUGUCCGAGCUAUCGAAAGUUUGCAAGAGUUCUUUGCCUUUUCCUACUCGGUCUGCUAGUUUGGGGUAUCGUCUAUUCGAUAGCCGGAAAGGACGCAGCACCCGGAGGUCCUCUCUUCGGUCUUGCCACUCUCUGCAUAGCCGCGCACUUUGGAGGAUGGCUCUUUUCCUUGACGACUCUACCAGCUUUGAUCGGGAUGCUGAUCACGGGGAUGAUACUGAAAAACGCCAACCUCAUCAGCAUCGACGACCGUUACGCCAUCGUCGUCUCCAACUUGCGAAAAAUCGCACUCGUAAUCAUCCUAACCAGGGCAGGAUUGGAUCUCGAUCCAAUAGCAUUGAAGAGACUGAAAAUCACCGUUCCAAAGUUAGGCCUGAUACCAUGGUUCGUCGAAGCCGGUAUGAUCGCAGUUUUGACGAGAUAUCUCAUAGGAUUACCAUGGAUCUGGGGUUUACUACUCGGAAGUAUAAUAGCAGCCGUAUCUCCAGCCGUUGUGGUACCUUGUCUCUUCAGAUUACGCGAGAGGGGCUACGGCGUCGCAAAGGGUAUCCCGACGCUGAUCAUAGCAGUAGCUGGAAUCGACGAUGCUGCGUCGGUAGCAAUAUAUGGCAUCGUAAAGAGCGUCAUGUUUUCUCACGAUGCGCUUUGGUAUCAGAUUCUUCAAGGACCUAUCGCUAUAAUCGGUGGUCUCGGCUUCGGUAUACUCUGGGGUUGUUUGGCGAAAUACGUUCCGGAAAAGGGUGACCCCUUCAUGGUGCCCUUAAGGGUAUUGAUGCUAUUAGGAGGUGGAAUGGUCGCUGUCUUUGGAAGCGAAGCUAUCGAGCUCGGUGGUGCUGGACCUCUUGCCGUAGUUGCCGCAGCCUUCGUCAGCUGUUACUUUUGGCAAAAGGACGGUUGGGAAGUGGACGACAAUCCCGUGGCAACGUCCUUCGAGAUCUUCUGGAUGAUAUUCGAGCCGAUUCUCUUCGGGAUCACCGGGACGCAGAUAUCGAUCGCCGAGCUGAAAGGAAAAACCGUCUAUCUUGGGAUCAGUUGUCUCAUAGCCGGUAUCGUUAUUCGGAUAAUCGUGACGAUAUUCGUAGGAAUUCGUAGCAAGCUCAAUACGAAAGAAAAAGUCUUUAUCGCUCUCUCGUGGAUGGCAAAAGCUACGGUGCAGGCGGCAUUAGGACCGGUCACUCUCGACGAGGUUAAUCGGGAUAACGCCGAGCAGGUCGAAUACGCGAACACGGUACUGACCCUUUGCGUUCUUUCUAUUUUAUUAACGGCACCGACCGGCGCGAUCAUCAUAUCGUUGUCCGGUCCAAAAUUAUUGACAAAAACGACGACCCCUAGCGCACCGCCGGACGCUUGGAAAACGAGAAGACCCUCGAUACGAGAUAUUUCGAUCAUCAACGAGGAUCCCGAUCUCGAAGAAACUGCGAGCGAGAGGAAACCUUGAUUAAUUUUCUUUCGACCUUUGCCUUCUUUCUUCUACUUUAUAUUCUUCUUCUUACGUUCAUUCGUUUGUUCGUUUACUCGUUGUCUUUUUAUCGACGGAUGCCUCGAGAAGGAAAUACGUAUCCUUGCCUCCUUCUCCGUGUGUCGUAAUUCUUUUUUUUCUUUUUCUAGCUAUUACGUUUCGUUUAUUAUCUCGCAGCGUAAAUGGGAAGCUGUGUGUAUGUACGUACAUGUGCGCGCGCGCGCGCAUGUGUGUGUGUGUAUGUGUGUGUGUGUGUGUGUGUGUGUGCGCGCGCGUGUGGUGAGAGCGCAAGUACCUCCUCUACGCGUAAGUACACAAGAGUUCGAACCUUCUUCGGUCUCCGGGAAGAGAACUUUAUUUCGUAAGGUCAAUGCGAACAAAUAAUAGAAAAAGAGAAGGAGAAAGAAAAAAACUUAGUCUCUUACGUGCGUCCUUCUUCUCGAUGAAGAAGAUCGUAGUCUCCUUGAGAAAAGUCAUCCGAUACAAUUCUUCGCGUUUCUAUUUUUACUCGGUUGUCUGAUGUCGCGGAUAAAAAGUUGAAAUUUUUCCUCGAAUUUGCCAUCCUUUCGAGUACCGAAGGAAUAAAUAAACCGUGUACAAAACGCGACAUAAGAGUCCUUGUUGUACUAUCGACGUUUUUUUUUGUUUUCUCUUUUUGACUUACUUCCUGGUCAAUCGAUAUAACAUAUUUUAUAUUCAACGAGGAAAAGGACAAGGCAAUGUUGCAUUUACAAUGAAAAUUAUAUUAAGAAUGAAAAAAAAAUAAAGUUAUUUUGACUCGUCGAAUGAUAACGAAACAAUAUUAUAUAAACUUAGGGAAAUAAGAUGAGAAAAUAAGGUUUAUACGUGUAUGUACAUAUUUGCCCACAUCCAAAGGUUCGAUUUUGUUUGUAUAUUUUUGAAUCGUAGAGAUCUCUGUAAGAUUAGACGCGUUAUGAUUAUAUAGAUUUCCAAUCGCGUGUAGAUAUUUGUACAUAUUUUCUGCGCUUACAUGCCGCUUAUCACCUAUUACACGAGAGUGCGAUGACAAAGAUAACGAGUUAAACAUAGUAUAAUAAGAAUCCAUCUAUAAUCUAGCGAGGAUGAUAUUUUAUAAACGUAAUCAACAAUUGAACGCUCUCAAAGUUAAUCGACGAUACGAUUAAAAUGAUAUAUGACGUUUCUUCGCGAGAUAAGAUUUUCGGAUAUAUAUAUAUAUAUAUAUAUAUAUAUAUAUAUAUAUCUAUAUAUAUAUAUAAUAAUAAAAGUAUUUCUGCGAUCAGUCUUUGAGCGAUAUCUUCUUUCUCCUUAUCGUUCGUCCUGUUCCAAGAAGAAACGAUAGUCUACGAAGAAAAGAAAUAAAAGGAGAAAUAUGCAUGGAGAAACAGGAAAAUUAGUGCGGCUGGCACAACUUUCCGAAACCUCACUAUUCUUUGCCCGGUAACUACUUCGGAAGUUCGAAGAUGAGCGAAGGAACGAAGCUGAUGAAAUUGUGAUGCUGCCAUGGAUUCUUUUUCUUUUUUUUUUUCUUUUCCUUCCUUUUCUUUUCUUUUCCUUCGGAAAUCCAAAAACUACAAGUACCGUGGUAAAUCUACAAAUGUGAGUAUAGUUGAAUAAAAGAGAAACGAUAACAGAGAAAAGAGAAAUAUUUUUCUAGAAAAAUGACUUUUUAAUCAAAAUCCUUUGAUACUUUUUAUCCGCAUGCUCUUGUACCAUUUAUAUAAUGAACAAUUAUCGUUUAUAAAGCUUAGCCGUACGGUAGAAGGGAAAGGAAAAAUACGAUAGGUUUGUCGCAUUGUAUAAAACUAUACGCUAUCAUUUAGGACACAUGUCUCCGAGCGUGUUGCUUCUUCGUAACAAAUUGUAAAGACUCCCUCUUUCUUUCCCCUCUCACUCAUUCACUCUCUCUCUCUCUCUCUCUCUCUCUCUCUCUCUCUCUCUCUCUCUCUCUCUCUCUCU